Capsicum annuum is the source of this 1011-nucleotide messenger RNA. Its product is annotated as non-specific lipid transfer protein GPI-anchored 1. Lineage: Eukaryota; Viridiplantae; Streptophyta; Magnoliopsida; Solanales; Solanaceae. The record is from RefSeq and is a predicted model, not a curated record. Bases 220 to 816 code for a protein of 198 amino acids. The transcript has 2 exons.
CAGAUACGACAUCUAACUUCAUUUAAGACCAUCGCGCUUCACAUGUUGACAACCAGCCCGUCAUUCAUUACGCCCCCAACUACCCACCUUUAUUAUUCAUCAGCCCAUUAAUUCCUACUUAUAAGCCACGAAAACUUUAGAGUUUAGUCCAUAAAUAUCAAAGGACAAAAACAUCUACAUUUAAUUACUAUACAAACUUUCAUUCCUCUCCUGAAAAAAAUGGCAAGUGCAUAUAAAUUUGUAGUUUUACUGACCGUUUGUGCUGGAUUAUUAGCUUAUGGGGAUGAUAAUAAUAAGAGCCUCGGUGAAAAGUGCGGUGCGGAAUUUCAAAAGGUAGCGGCGUGUUUAACAUACGCGACGGGGAAGGCACCGUCUCCGUCGAAGGAGUGCUGCGAUGCGGCGGAGGAGAUAAAAGAAAAUGAUCCGGUUUGCCUAUGCUACAUAAUAGAACAGAUCCAUAAAGGAGCAAGCCCUCAGUUGAAGAGCAUGGGCAUUCAAGAAGAUAAAUUACUUCAGCUUCCUUCAGCAUGCAAGCUCACUAACGCCAGCAUCUCUAACUGCCCUAAGCUACUCAAAAUUCCUCCAAAUUCUCCUGAUUAUGCCAUCUUCACCAAUGUGACCAAAUCCCAUGUAUCCACACCUGGGGGAGCUUCAUCAUCAUCAUCAUCAUCAUCUUCAUCGUCACAGGAUACUACAAAAGACGUCUCCAACGGAUUCAAGAACGGACCCCAGCUUUCGGUUAUCGGAACAGUUGUGGCUGCUGCACUUGUAGCGAUCUUUUUAUCUGUAAUUCCUAGGAAGCUACUAGUAUUUUGAUUUAACUAGAGGAAAAGGAACUAGAUUACUCCUUUUGAUCUGCUUAGUUUUGGUUUAAUUUGUAGCUUUUGGUUGUAACUCGUCUUGCCUUGUUUUAAUGAAUUGAUGUUUGCACACGCAUGAAAUUAUGUUGUAUGGAUUUUGUUAUGCUGGUACGUGACCAAGGAGCUAUGUGGCCGUGAGAAUUGUUCAAUU